Physcomitrium patens is the source of this 1459-nucleotide messenger RNA. Its product is annotated as putative plant SNARE 12. Gene Ontology annotation, cellular component: ER to Golgi transport vesicle membrane; Golgi apparatus; SNARE complex. NCBI's taxonomy places the organism in Eukaryota, Viridiplantae, Streptophyta, Bryopsida, Funariales, Funariaceae. Gene Ontology annotation, biological process: vesicle fusion. Gene Ontology annotation, molecular function: SNARE binding; SNAP receptor activity. The record is from RefSeq and is a predicted model, not a curated record.
UCUGUUGCUGCUGCAGCUUUUCUCUUCUUCUUCUUCUACUUCUUCUUCUCGGUGAUGGUGUUCUCGACUCUACCCAGCUUCUUCUUCUUCUUCUUCUUCUUCUUCUGUUGGUUUCAUGAUCUACAUUGAUGCCUGUCUUGUACCUGACGGGUUUUCCAAGGAGGGAGCUGAUUUAUGAGCUAUAGCUAGCUAGCUCUACGUUUGGUUUGGGUUUAUUGUGCCUUUGUUUUUGUUUUUGUGAGAGUGGAAUUGGAGAGCCGAGAUACCCAUUUCAAGCAGAGAUUUUCGAGUAGCAACUGGGUGGCCUGGCUUCGCUGAUUUCAAAAAAGAAAAGGAAAGGUAGAGCACUGAUGGCCUCGGAAUUGCCUCCCCAGCUGGUGAACAUAGAGAAAGAAGUGUGCGAUGCCUUUAAGCUCCUCUCGACUGGUUUUCAACGAUUAGACAAGAUCAAAGAUGCAGGAAGGCAGACCAAGCAGCUUGAGGAGCUGACUGCUAAGAUGCGUGAGGCCAAGAGGUUGAUUAAGGAGUUUGAUAGAGAAAUCAACGAGGGGAGUGACAGGGUACUUCCUGAGACAGCCAAGCUACUGAACGAGAAGAAGCAAUCGCUCAUCAAGGAACUCAAUUCUUACGUUGCUCUGAGAAAGACUUACACAAGCUCGAUAGGGAGCAGGCAAGAGCUUCUUGAUGGAGGUUUGCAUGCUGGAGCAGCGCGUGGCGCGCAUGUCCGCGUGGCCUCAACUAUGUCGAACCAAGAGCUCGUUGAAGCUGGAAGGAAGCAGAUGGACGAAACAGAUCAAACGAUUGAAAGGUCAAAACAGGUUGUGGAGGACACCAUCAACAUUGGCGUACAAUCUGCCACGACUUUGAAAGGACAAACGGAGCAACUCGGCAGGAUAAACAAUGAGAUGGAUACACUCCAAUUCUCUCUAAAGAAAGCUUCAGGUCUAGUCAAAGAAAUUGGUCGACAGAUGGCAACAGACCGAUGUAUUAUGUUCUUUCUGUUCCUCGUUGUUGCGGGUAUAAUCGCAGUCGUUGUUGUUAAGGUUGUUAAUUCCAGCAACAAACAUGGCCAAGCUCCAGAAUUACCACCUCCAGCUGCCAGGCGGCGGUUACUGUUAACUAGGAUUUGAAUUGUCCUUCAACUUUGAACCGGAGCUUCCUAAAUGCGUCCACUUGCAGUGAGUCCCCAGCAGACCCACAACUUUCCUCUAAGGAACGUUCUUCUCCUCCUGGCCACUAUACGGCACUAAGCUAAAAGUAAAUACGCCAAGCUAUCUUUACCUCUGGUUUCAGUUUUACUCCGUGAAGUGCCAUCCUAGCAACAAAAAAUAGAGCUUGCUAUUGGUGCUGUAAAAUACCUAACCUAAUUGGCAAUACUCUUGUAUAAAUUUAAUUGAAAAAAUGUUUACCCUUUUGACACAUGAUCACAGAAAAAAAAAAAAAAAAAAAAAAAAAAAAA